Messenger RNA from Triplophysa rosa, 1424 nucleotides. RefSeq names its product purinergic receptor P2X, ligand-gated ion channel, 4a (gene p2rx4a). Bases 163 to 1329 code for a protein of 388 amino acids. The transcript is spliced from 12 exons. Gene Ontology annotation, cellular component: nuclear inner membrane; plasma membrane. NCBI's taxonomy places the organism in Eukaryota, Metazoa, Chordata, Actinopteri, Cypriniformes, Nemacheilidae. Gene Ontology annotation, biological process: monoatomic cation transmembrane transport; response to ATP. Gene Ontology annotation, molecular function: extracellularly ATP-gated monoatomic cation channel activity; purinergic nucleotide receptor activity; ATP binding. The record is from RefSeq and is a predicted model, not a curated record.
AGGUUGGAUGUCAAGUGGGCGGGGUUGGAUGUCCAAAGUUAAUAACUAACCACCUUAAUCUGCCAAUAACCAUCUAGUGACUGUGAUUGUACAGGAAGGUAAAUAAACGGCGGUAUGGAGUUUUUUUAAUUAUUUAUAGUAAAGGAUCUUAUACGAGUAAUAAUGAGCGAAGGAGGUUGCUGUGUUUCACUGGGUCAGUGUUUUUUCGACUACUACACGACAAAAAUCUUGGUGAUACGAAGCAGGAAAGUGGGGACGCUAAAUCGGAUCACACAAGCUUUAGUCAUAGCUUAUGUCAUCGGGUAUGUGUGUGUUUGGAAGAAAGGCUACCAGGACACGGACACUAUCCUCAGCUCUGUCACGACUAAAGUGAAGGGCAUUGCUUUUACCAACACUACCGAGCUGGGUGAACGGGUCUGGGAUGUCGCAGACUACAUCAUCCCACCUCAGGAAGAUGGCUCAUUCUUUGUGCUGACCAACAUGAUCAUCACACCAAACCAAACACAGUCAAAAUGUGCAGAUAUUCCAACCUCAGCAUCACUGUGCAGCUCUCACAAGGAUUGCAAGAGAGGCUUCAAUGAUGCUCGGGGGAAUGGUGUUUGGACAGGUAGAUGUGUCCAUUUUUCUGACACAGUUAAGACAUGUGAGGUGUUGGCCUGGUGUCCUUUGGAGAAGACUGACGAACCUCCAGAUCCACCACUCCUGGCAGAUGCUGAGAACUUCACAGUGCUCAUAAAGAAUAGCAUCCGGUAUCCUAAAUUUAACUUCAACAAAAGAAACAUCCUACCACAUAUAAACACUUCCUACUUAACACAGUGUGUGUUCAACCGUGAGACUGACCCUGACUGUCCGAUCUUCAGCCUGAAAGAUAUUGCUAAGGAAGCUCAGGAGGAUUUUCAGACCAUGGCGGUCCAUGGAGGAGUGAUGGGUGUGCAAAUUCGGUGGGAUUGUGACCUUGAUAUGCCAAAGAGCUGGUGUGUGCCGCGCUACACUUUCCGCAGGCUAGAUAACAAAGACCCGGAUAAUAACGUGGCCCCAGGAUACAACUUCAGAUUUGCUAAAUAUUACAAGGAUAUUGAUGGAAAGGAAGUCAGGACACUGAUCAAGGGAUAUGGAAUUCGCUUUGAUGUCAUGGUGUUCGGUGAGGCUGGAAAAUUUCACAUUGUACCAACACUUCUGAAUAUAGGUGCAGGCUUGGCACUUUUAGGCCUGGUGACUGUUAUAUGUGACUGGAUUGUUCUGACAUUCAUGAAAAGAAAACACCAUUAUAGAGAGCAAAAAUAUACAUAUGUCAAUGACUUUGGACUUUUAUCCAAUGAAGACGCAUAGAGAAUCUUCAGUCAUCCAACAUUCUCUAUUUAUACAAAUACAGCACAAAGUAUCUUCGACUACACAAAUAGAUCCUCUUGUUUGUAAUAUCUGAU